Messenger RNA from Haliotis rubra (blacklip abalone), 1805 nucleotides. RefSeq lists its product as uncharacterized. The record is from RefSeq and is a predicted model, not a curated record. Bases 77 to 787 code for a protein of 236 amino acids. Lineage: Eukaryota; Metazoa; Mollusca; Gastropoda; Lepetellida; Haliotidae. The transcript is spliced from 5 exons.
CGUUAGUGCAAGGCUAGCUUCCGGACCAGAGAGUUCUAACGCAGGACCUUCCGUGAACGGUAGUAACAUCCCCGCUAUGACUGCGACGCGCUCGUUGGGUCUUCUCUGGCUUGUGUGUCUCAGUGUGGCAUCCCUGGCACAAGGUCAAGGCUGUUCCAAGGAGUUUCUGGACAAGGUGCAGGUGUGCCACGACGAGCUGGACGGCCUGCCACGUCUCCUGCACGACACCCUCCUGGCGGUGGACAAUUUUGAGAAGAUUACAGCUCAUUGCAGACGCAACGCCAGUGCCUUCGUGGCCCAGUGCUUCAGUCAGCUGUAUGAGUGUCCGGAGCAUGUUGCCACCAGGGAUCGGUGUGACCUGGCUUCUCUGCACCCCGAGAUACUGGCCCGGAGAAUGGACCUCACAUGUCGGCUCUUGGAUGUUAUCAAGAAGGAGAUGGAUUGUGUAAACGAAAAGACAUGCGCAGUGAAGAGAUGCCUGACCACAAUCCCUCAACAGUCUGACGUCAUGACAUUUGCUAUAUUGAGCCCACCACGGAAAGGAAGCGGUUGCAACUGGCUGGAUCAGGUGAAGGUAUGCUACGAGAAACAUUUGCGAGGAGGAUGUUCUGACGUCAUAACGAACUACAUGACCGCCAUGUUGGAAACCCACAAGCCGCCAUCUUGUUCGCCCCAACAAUACACACCAAUGUCCUUGACAAUGUCGAAUACGGCAGAUAAAAUGAACACAAAAUAUGUCGUAUCAACGAUGGUAUUAUAUAGUCUAUUUUUGCAUUCGUGGACAUAACUAUUUUGGCCUUUGCGAGACAUGUCUGUCGCAGGUGAUUCAUUAUCUGCACGUUUUGCUAUAUGCCACGUGGGCUGCUAUUUCAUUACUGUAAGAUAAGUAACAGCAUACGAGACGAUAGCAAUUAUUUGCAGAUCGUAUUAAAUGUACAUGACAUUUGAAUCGUAAUAUGAACCUUUCUUGCCUUAUCGCUUAUUGCAAGAAAACCGACACGCAUACGCAUAACGGUAAUUGUAUCAAUGCCAUUUCAUGGACAACCUUUGGCUAAUUUCACGACAAAGUUUUGUGUGUACAUCAGCUGGGCAAACGAACGUUAAUUCCAAAUAUUUCCGCACAUCCAAAAGUAUUUUGAGAAAAUAUCUGUACAUAUUUUAUAUAAUAUCUUUUUGUCCUUCAUAGUGAAACCAGUUCUGCACAAUUCAAAUCAAUUUGGAGAAAUCCAAAGCAAACGUCUUCUAGAACUGCUUGGAAAGUGAGUUCUAUAAUUUUGCAUUUGAAGUCAUUCCUCACAUGGAAAGUUGACGUGAACCUUCGUUGAGUGUUGAUGAUUUAUCUUUCAAGAUGCAUGAUGUAUGACAGAUUUACAUAAAUUUCCUGUGACACUGUGUAUGUGGUUGAACACAAUAUGUUUGAUAUAAACAUAAUGAACGAUAGUUCCACCGAGGCUUUUUGUCUACGUACUCCUAACGAUAUUCCAGCCAUAUUUUGUCAAUGAACAAGGUAAACAAGGGAGAUGCUUCUAUGGACAUGCAACGAAUAUAUUGCAAUGUAUGCUACAUCUCGGUCUAGUGAGUGAGUUCAUGUUUUACAUAGCAUUGGUAAUAUGCAGCCAUAUACGAUGAGAACGUUUCGGUGUAGAUGUUAAGAUUGUUAUCAAGCAAGUGAUUACAGUCCUGUGGGUAAAGUUUCGUAUAUACAUAUAACUAUCUCCCUUGUCCAUCACACCAACAUCUCAUCUUCACUCAAAGAAGUCAAGAAACAAGGUAACCACUCCAAAUAACAGCAUCCCAUAUAGAAC